This is a messenger RNA of Acanthopagrus latus (yellowfin seabream), 1411 nucleotides long. RefSeq names its product zona pellucida glycoprotein d (gene zpd). The transcript is spliced from 10 exons. Gene Ontology annotation, cellular component: cell surface; apical plasma membrane. Gene Ontology annotation, biological process: neutrophil migration. Lineage: Eukaryota; Metazoa; Chordata; Actinopteri; Spariformes; Sparidae. The record is from RefSeq and is a predicted model, not a curated record. The coding region runs from base 128 to 1363 and encodes 411 amino acids.
CUCCUGGAGAAAGUGGCCGACACGUUCCCAGACGACAGGUGUUCAUAAUCAGAGCAGCAGGUGUUGAAAACGUCGACAACAGAGGAGAGCAUCCUGUCUGACUGAAAAUACACGUAUAACUACAUAUAUGUUGUUGGUUUUUUUACGUAAAAACAGUGCAGCAAUGAACCUAAUCGGCUUCAAGCUGAGCGUCGUCCUGCUUCUCCUGGGCUCCUCAUGGCACCGUGUUGAGGGAAUCUGCAGUGUGGAGCACUGCACUGACAGCGCCACAUGUCUCCUGGCUCCACACCACAGGAGCUGCAAGUGUACCAGGGGAUACUAUGGGGACCGGUGUGACAAAAAUGCUGACAUCAAGGUUGUGUGCGACAGGAACUACAUAGCGAUCACGGUGCUAGAAGAUUUCUUCAACUAUCACCGUGUGCCGCUGGAGUCCCUGCACUUGCCCAACAAAUCAUGCCGUGCUCAGAGAGCGGUCUUCAGCGGUGUGCCGUACUAUGUUUCCAGAACGUCUAAAGACCAAUAUCUAACCUGUGGAGGCAAGCCACUGGAGAAAAACUUCACCCACAUCAGAUACUCCCUGAGUCUACUGUCGGACCCUCAGGUUACUGGAAACAUCAUCAGAAAUCCGGUCAUUCGGCUGGACUACACAUGCGUCUUUCCAUACAUCAGGAGAGUCAGCUUGCCUUUCCCAAUCGUCCCCUUUUCCACCGAGACGGUGAUGCGAGUGGAUGACCUUGAUGCAGAGAUACAGAUGAUGUUGUACACAGAUUCAACCUACACCGAAGCCUACAGCACUGCCCCCACCAUUGAACUCCGAAACAUGGUGUAUGUGGAGGUGAGGGUCACUGAGCCUGCAGAUUUCUUCCUGCUCCGCAUUAAUGAGUGUUGGGCCACACAGACCUCUGAACCGAACACUACAGAUGUAUCUUCUCACACUCUGCUGCAGAAUGGGUGUGUGAAGGACCAAACUGUUACCUUUCUUAAUGUGAGUGCAGGACAGUCUGGCCGUAACGGAGAGAGUUCCACCAUUCGCUACAGCUUUGAAAUGUUUCGCUUCACAGCAGAGCCUAAUCACCUCUAUCUGCACUGCACUGUGCAGCUGUGUGAGCCAGACGACCACAAGUCCUGCACGCCUAACUGUAAUUCAAUCAGUAAGAGAGAAGCAGUGAGAGCAUACCCCACCCAGGGCCUCCUUUCAUACGGACCCAUCAGGAUCGAAAUUCCUGACAGGCCUAACUCCAGCAUGCUGACGGCAGUGGUGUUGCCUGUAGCAGCCGUCUGGACCGUGUCCUUCUUCCUCCUCAUCCUCAUCACUGUGGCCAAGGCAGGCAACAGGAGGCUCACAAAAACUGAGGAACAUUGACAGUAAUAUUGCUGCUGUUGGCAGCUUUAAUAAAACUUUAAAAAGUGA